Messenger RNA from Equus quagga, 5290 nucleotides. Its product is annotated as transient receptor potential cation channel subfamily M member 2-like. The transcript is spliced from 29 exons. The record is from RefSeq and is a predicted model, not a curated record. Bases 263 to 4303 code for a protein of 1346 amino acids. Lineage: Eukaryota; Metazoa; Chordata; Mammalia; Perissodactyla; Equidae. Gene Ontology annotation, molecular function: ligand-gated calcium channel activity. Gene Ontology annotation, cellular component: membrane. Gene Ontology annotation, biological process: calcium ion transmembrane transport.
UCCACCAGACAGCUCUGCAGUCAUCGCUGUCUCAUGAAAUAUUCACCACCCCUCAGUAAGCUUAUCAUCAAGGAGACGGCUCUCGCGCCAGAAGGCACCCGAGGGAAGGAGCACUGGAGAAGGGUCUGCACACAGCUGCUGACACCCAGCUGCUGACACGGCAGCCCCCAGGGCGUGUUUCCAGAACCCUCAGCCUCGCAAGGUGGAGAAAAGCCUGCCCUGAAGGAGGCGGGAGACGGGAAGCUGGAGUGGGGAUGUCGGGAUGGAGCCCUCGACCCCCUGGAAAGCUGGCUCCAAGCAGGAGGAGGGCUUUGGGGGGCAGCCCAGGAGGGUCGCUGACCUGGGCGCGGGCCCCAAUCUGCAGCGAAGCGACAGCAGUCUCCCCAAGAACAGGAGGUCCCAGUACCUCCUCGGCAACUGUGAAAAGCAAAAAAAUCUGAGUUCCUGGAUUCCUGAAAACAUCAAGAAGAAAGAAUGCAUGUACUUUGUGGAGAGCUCCAAGCUGUCUGAUGCUGGGAAGGUGGUGUGCGAGUGUGGUUACACGCAUGAGCAGCACUUGGAGGAGGCCACCUGGCCCUGUGCCUUCCAGGGCAAGGAAUGGGACCCAAAGAAGCAUGUCCAGGAGAUGCCAACGGACGCCUUUGGUGACAUUGCCUUCAUGGGCCUGGGUCAGAAGGUGGGAAAGUAUGUCCGCCUCUCCCAGGACACGCCCUCCAGCGUCAUCUACCACCUCAUCACCCAGCACUGGGGCCUGGAUGUCCCCAACCUUCUCAUCUCGGUCACUGGAGGGGCCAAGGACUUUAACAUGAAGCCCAGGCUGAAGAACGUCUUCCGCAGAGGCCUGGUCAAGGUGGCCCAGACCACAGGGGCCUGGAUUAUCACUGGGGGGACCCACACGGGCGUGAUGAAGCAGGUGGGUGAGGCCGUGCGCGACUUCAGCCUGAGCAGCAGCUACAACGAAGGAGAAGUCGUCACCAUUGGAAUUGCCACGUGGGGCACCUUGCACAACCGAGAAGGCCUGAUCCAUCCCACGGGUGGCUUCCCUGCCGAGUACAUCGUGGAUGAGGACGGCCAAGGGCACCUGACCUGCCUGGACAGCAACCACUCCCACUUCAUCCUUGUGGAUGACGGGACCCACGGCCGCUACGGGGUGGAGAUUCCCCUGAGGACGAAGCUGGAGAAGUUCAUAUCGGAGCAGACCAAGGAGAGAGGAGGCGUGGCCAUCAAGAUCCCCAUUGUCUGUGUGGUGCUGGAGGGGGGACCUGGCACACUGCACACCAUCUACAACGCCAUCACCAACGGCACCCCCUGCGUGAUCGUGGAGGGCUCGGGCCGCGUGGCCGACGUCAUUGCCCAGGUGGCUGGUCUGCCCAUCUCUGAGAUCACCAUCUCCCUGAUUCAGCAGAAGCUGAGCAUGUUCUUCCAGGAGAUGUUUGAGACCUUCACCGAAGGCAGGAUUGUGGAGUGGACCAAAAAGAUCCAAGACAUCGUCCGGAGGCGGCAGCUGCUGACCAUUUUCCGGGAAGGCAAGGACGGCCAGCAGGACGUGGAUGUGGCCAUCCUGCAGGCCUUGCUGAAAGCCUCUCGGAGCCAUGACCACUUUGGCCACGAGAACUGGGACCACCAGCUGAAGUUAGCGGUGGCGUGGAAUCGCGUGGACAUCGCCCGGAGCGAGAUCUUCACUGACGAGCGGCAGUGGAAGCCUUCAGAGCUGCACCCCAUGAUGACGGCUGCCCUCAUCUCCAACAAGCCCGAGUUUGUGAAGCUCUUCCUGGAGCACGGGGUGCGGCUGAAGGAGUUGGUCACGUGGGACAGCCUGCUCUACCUGUACAAGAACCUGGACCCCUCCUGCCUGUUCCACUGCAAGCUGCAGAAGGUGCUGGCCGAGGAGCCGGAGCGCCUGGCCUGUGCGCCCGCCGCCCCGCGAGUGCAGAUGCACCAUGUGGCCCAGGUGCUGCGGGAGCUCCUGGGGGAUUCCACACAGCUGCUGUACCCCCGGCCCCAGACCAGCGACCGGCCGCGGCUCACGCUUCCCGUGCCGCACAUCAAGCUCAACGUGCAGGGAGUGAGUCUCCGGUCUCUGUACAAGCAUUCAUCAGGCCAUGUCGCCUUCACCAUGGACCCGGUCCGUGAUCUUCUCAUUUGGGCCAUCGUCCAGAACCGCCGGGAGCUGGCAGAAAUCAUCUGGGAUCAGAGUCAGGACUGCAUUGCCGCGGCCUUGGCCUGCACCAAGAUCCUGAAGGAGCUAUCCAAGGAGGAGCAGGACACGGACAGCUCGGAGGAGAUGCUGGCGCUGGCUGACGAGUACGAGCACAGAGCCAUCGGGGUCUUCACUGAGUGCUACCGGAAGGAUGAAGAGAGAGCACAGAAACUGCUCAUCCGCGUGUCGGAGGCCUGGGGGAAGACCACCUGCCUGCAGCUGGCCCUGGAGGCCAAGGACAUGAAGUUUGUGUCCCACGGGGGCAUCCAGGCCUUCCUGACCAAGGUGUGGUGGGGCCACCUCUGUGUGGACAACGGGCUCUGGCGGGUGAUCCUGUGCAUGCUGGCCUUCCCGCUGCUCUACACUGACCUCACCUCCUUCAGGGAGAGGAGGCUGCAGGCCGUGCGGGGCCUGCCCCGCAUCCGCGCCUUCUUCACCGCGCCCGUGGUCAUCUUCCACCUGAACAUCUUGUGGUACUUCGUCUUCCUCUGCCUCUUUGCCUACGUGCUCAUGGUGGACUUCCAGACCACGCCCUCCUGCUGCGAGUACCUCAUCUACUUCUGGCUCUUCUCCCUCGUGUGCGAGGAGCUGCGGCAGCUCUUCUACGACCCCGCCGGGUGCGGGCUGAGGAAGACAGUCUUCGUGUACUUCAGUGACUUCUGGAAUAAACUGGACAUCGCUGCCAUCUUGCUCUUCAUAGCAGGACUGACCUGCAGGCUCAUACCAGCAUUGCUGUACUCCGGGCGCGUCAUCCUCUCCCUGGAUUUCAUCAUGUUCUGCCUCCGGCUGAUGCACAUUUUUACCAUCAGUAAGACGCUGGGGCCCAAGAUCAUCAUCAUGAAGAGGAUGAUGAAGGACGUCUUCUUUUUCCUCUUCCUGUUGGCGGUGUGGGUAGUGUCCUUCGGGGUGGCCAAGCAGGCCAUCCUCAUCCACAACGAGAGCCGGGUGGACUGGAUCUUCCGGGGGGUCGUCUACCAGUCGUACCUCACCAUCUUCGGGGAGAUCCCGGCCUACAUCGACGGCGUGAACUUCAGCCUGGACCACUGCAGCCCCAAUGGCACAGACCCCUACAAGCCCAAGUGCCCCGAGAGCGACGCCACCCGGCAGGCGCCCGCCUUCCCCCAGUGGCUGACCGUCAUCCUGCUCUGCCUCUAUCUGCUCUUCGCCAACAUCCUGCUGCUCAACCUCCUCAUCGCCAUGUUCAACUACACGUUCCAGCAGGUCCAGGAGCACACGGACCAGAUCUGGAAGUUCCAGCGCCACGACCUGAUAGAAGAGUACCACAGCAAGCCCCCGGCGCCGCCCCCCUUCAUCCUCCUCAGCCACCUGCAUCUCUUCAUCAGGAGGGUGGUCCUGAAGAUACCCGCCAAGAGACACAAGCAGCUCAAGAACAAGCUGGAGAAGAACGAGGAGGCCGCCCUGCUGGCCUGGGAGAUCUACCUGAAAGAGAACUACCUGCAGAACCAGCAGUGCCAGCGGACGCAGAGGCCAGAGCAGAAGAUCCAGGACAUCAGCAAUAAGGUGGACACCAUGAUGGACCUGCUGGAAAUGGAGCGUGUGAAGCGGUCGGGCUCCAUGGAGCAGAGACUGGCCUCCUUGGAGGAGCAGGUGGCCCAGAUGGCCGGAGCACUGCACUGGAUGGUGAAGACCCUGAGGGACGGCGGCUUCGGCUUGGAGGAGGGCGUCCCCACUCUGGCACCCCAGAAGGCCUCAGAGGGGCAAGACCCUGAGCUUGACGGAAGGCAGAAAGCAGAGGACCCGGGUGACGCCCACCACGUGAAUGCCCGCCACCUCCUCUACCCUAGUUCCCGGGUCAUGCGCUUCCCCGUGCCCAACGAGAAGGUGCCCUGGGAGACAGAGUUCCUCAUCUACGACCCACCCUUUUACACGGCCGAGAGGAAGGACAAGGACACGGUGGACCCUGUGGGGAGCACCCUGGAGCCUCUGUCCGGGAUCAGCUACAACGCCUUGGAUGGCCCCGUGGACCGCCGCAGCUCCCACGGCCCCUACGCCGUGCGGGACGGGCUCCCUCGGACACAGUGGGGAGUGGGGAGGGCGGGGACUUGCCCCAGCUGGCCGGGGCGCCUCGCCCUGCUUCCCUGAAGUCUCCUCGAUGACUUCCACUCCUCUGCGGUACAAUGCUGGUGACCUUGCUGGCCGACCUCCAUAGACGCCUGAGAAGGAAGCAGGAGUGACAGAAAGGACUCUGCCGGCAGGGGGAGCUGUUACAGGGCCACUGGGGUUACUUUAGGGGGUGGUGGCAUGUCCCAGCUUCUGUUCUCUGUAGGGACAGGCACUGAGCCCCAUUGUACAGGUGAUGCAUUGGGGUUACGUUUAGGGGGUGGUGGCAUGUCCCAGUGUGUGUCCUCUGUAGGACGGGCAUUAUGCCCCAUUGUUCAGGUGAGGUAUUGGGUUUACCUUUAGGGGGUGGUGGUGUGUGGUGCCCCAUUGUACAAAUGAGGACACCCCACAUAAAGAUGUAGGUGACUGGUGGUGUCACACCCAGAAAGCACUUGGUGACGGCCUACCUCCCAGCCUGGGGUUCUAGAGGAAAGGAGCCUCUCUGACCCGGGGUCACUGGGGAGGUGGCACCACCAGGGUCCCGAGGCUGAGGAAGGGGCCGUGAGAAUUAGAGGAAUGAGGGCACGCUACUGGGAUGUGGGGAGCCCCAUGGUGCAGGCGGGAGCUGAGGGGGCCUGAGGGAAGAGGCAGGUGGCGGGCCUCUUGGGGAAUGUUCUGGAACAGGGAGUGGGUUACUCUGCCUGGAUCCAGAGGCUGUGUAAGGAGGUGUGGAGACGGAUGGGGUCUGAGAACAGAGACGGUACCAGGAGUGGUUUCAGCUCUGGUGGCGGGAGGUUGUACAGGACGGGGCAGAGCGGCGUUAGAAAGGUGCAGGUGGAGCUGUGGGGGAGAGGGCAGUGUCUCAGGGGGACCAGCCAGGUGCCCGCGCUCACGUGUGCUGAGGCCUUCAGAUGCAGGCACCUGCAGUGCGGUGCAGUGCGAUGGGGUGUCAUGCACUCUCUGGGGGACACGUCGGCCACUUUAACACCUGGCGCAUCUGCAGGGGCUGACCUGCUCCCACCCCCCCCU